Emiliania huxleyi CCMP1516 is the source of this 573-nucleotide messenger RNA. RefSeq lists its product as hypothetical. Lineage: Eukaryota; Haptophyta; Isochrysidales; Noelaerhabdaceae. The record is from RefSeq and is a predicted model, not a curated record. The annotation marks the transcript as partial. The transcript has a single exon.
CCCUCUCGCCAUCGCCAUCUCCCGUACUGGCCUCUGUCAGCCUGCAGCGAUUCGCGCCUGCGGCGAUACGCGGGCGGCGAUUCACGCCUGCGGCGAGCUGCCUGAGCUUCCCGAGCGCGGGCCGGCAAUCACGACCGAUCGUGCAGAGGUGGAGAGCGUGCGUCGUGUGUGGGCGCUCAUAUUCAACCCGCGCAGCGAUAACGAGGGCAUCUACAGCCGCAGCAGCGGCAGCUCCGAGCUAGUUCUCUGCUUUGAGGACGAGGAGGGUGCCGAGCGGUAUGCAACACUGCUCGCGGCGCAGGACUUCCCGGAGGCGACGCGGGUGGCGAUGGACACUUCGACGCUCCUCGAAUUUUGCGACGAGGGAGGCUUCUCCCUCGGCCUCGUCCGCAGCGGGAAGGUUGUGCUGCCACCCGAGGCAAACGUAGGAACGUUUGCGUGGUCCCCGGGUGCGAGCGAGGAGGGUGCGGCGCUGGGCGAGGAGGACCCGAGUGUAGAUGAGUCGAGGCGGGCCCUGGAGAGGCUAUUUUCGCAGAGCUCCGACGACGGGCAGUCGGAGGGCGGACCCGCUGA